This is a messenger RNA of Neoarius graeffei (lesser salmon catfish), 6246 nucleotides long. RefSeq names its product ring finger protein 152 (gene rnf152). Gene Ontology annotation, biological process: protein ubiquitination. The record is from RefSeq and is a predicted model, not a curated record. Gene Ontology annotation, molecular function: ubiquitin protein ligase activity; metal ion binding. NCBI's taxonomy places the organism in Eukaryota, Metazoa, Chordata, Actinopteri, Siluriformes, Ariidae. The coding region runs from base 262 to 789 and encodes 175 amino acids. The transcript is spliced from 3 exons.
AGCAGCUCAUGCUGAGAGAAAGAACGCACGAGCCUCUCUUGUAACGCGCGCGACGCAUCUCUGUCCGAACUGAGAUGCAGUAAAAGGCAUAAACAAAUCCUUUAACAGCCAUCCGGAGGCUGGGGUGCGCGCGAGCAGACUCUACUAUCUGAGAUGGAUUAAAUGUCCAAGCUUGAGAUUUGACCAUGUGGGUCUUUGUCAGUGUGUUUCUGCUCUCCUGACGCUGAGUUUGUAAAGAAGCUUCAGCAGCAGAAGCAUAUAAUGGAGACGAUGUCUAGACCAGAGUGUCAGAUCUGCUUUAAUCCAUUCAGCUCUCAACGGCGGCCCAAACUUCUUGAGUGCAGGCACAAGUGCUGCUCGGUAUGUUUGCAUCAGAUGGUGUUGAGUCACCGGGAAGUCCGCUGCCCCUGGUGCCGCCAUGUCACGCAUCUCAGUGGCCUCUCCGUGUUCCAGCUCCCAGAUGACCCGGAAGCGCUCUCAGCCAUCACCUUGGCGCACGCACCUGUCUUUAUCCGGCUGUCCAAUAACAGCUGCUACCUGCUGCCUCUGUCAGAGGAUGAACAUGCCUACAGAUACAGCUUCAAAAACCCAGACAUGAUGACUCAACCUGAAUGUCUUACAGUCGGAGAGGAGGAGGUCGAGGAGAGAGAAGCAUCGGUGAAGAGUUCACCCUGGACAGGAUUCUGCACCGUCCUCUUGGUCGCCAUCAUCCUCAUCUUCCUCCUGGCCAUUAUCCUGUACAACAUGUCUUGUGUCUCCAAACGCUUCAGCAUCAUUUCCUGUGAAUGAAAAACGAGACUGGGGCUGUGUUUCAAAUAUCGGCCGACUCACUAUUCCUGACAGGGAAGAAUCAGGAGCACUCUGUAGUGCACUGAAAAGGGAUUGAAAUUCAUGGAUCAGGUAGAGGAUUUCAUACACUACGUCAUUCCGUCAUAUAAACAUCACGUCAAAUUGCUCGCAGCCAUCAGUCAGCUGUGGAUGUGUCUCAAAUUACAGUUCAUAUGAACUAUGUAGGGAACAUAAACCCGAACCAUAUGCCAUAUUGGCUGUAUAGGGAACAAAAACUGCAUUUUAAAAACCUCACCAUUGUCCAUACACUCUGGAUGUGUCCCAAUCCACACACUCUAUUCACAAUUUCAAAAGACCAUUAUUUGUGCUCUUUGGGUACGUCCCAAAUCACACACCAUAUUCACUAUAUUUCUCACAGCUUUAUGACUGUACACUAUGUAUGAAUCCCAUACCACGUAAUCACUACAUGGGGAACAUAAACCUCAUAUUGUCCAUACACUGUGGGUCUGUCCCAAACCACAUGCCCUAUAGGGCCAUUUCUAACAGUUCACUAUUAUCUGUAGUGACACUAUGGAUGAAUUCCAAACCACGUGAUCACUACAUAGGGAACAUAAGCUCCAUUUUAAAAACCUCACAUUAUCCAUACACUGGAUCUGUCCCAAAUGACAUGCCCUCCCAAAUCACAUGCCCUGAUCACUACAUAGGGGACAUAAGAUCCAUUUUAAAUACCCCACAUUAUCCAUACACUGUGGGGGUGUCCCAAACCACACAUCUUAUUCACUGUAUAGAGAACAAACACCAUUUCAUAUUUAUUAUACAAACUACAUACUGAAUCAUGUUCAAGCACCGCAGUGGACUGCGGGUAUUUUGUACCUGCUUGGUUAUACUGGACGGUGACUGUUCUGAUGGCAUGAGUGCACUGGAAAAAUCCCAGACCUCCCAGAGUAGUGCACUGUGUAGUGAACAGGGUAUGAUUUUAGAUCUAAAGUGCAUUUGACUGUGAAUCAGGAAGAGGAGCGCGGGUUUGUAUGAGGACACUCUGGAUAUGAUAAGAGAUUCGAAGAGACUCACUGUUUCCUGCUGAAAGGCAGGAGAUUAAAGUAACACUUGGAGUAAAUUUUUAUUUUUUUUAAAUCUGCGUGGGAUUGGUGGUGUUCUUAUAAACGGUGUUGAAUUUCUCCACUUCAACGCAACACUGAUUGGAAGUUAAUCAUGUACAGUUAAUGUACAUGGUCAGCCUUGAUGCAGUGUUGAACUGGGUCAUACUGUAACGUCAUAGCCGUGUAACUGUGACAAUUUAAGUGUAACAUUUAACCCUUUCACCACUGCAGACCGCUACUCUGGCCUCAUUGUAGUAGGGAAAUCACUUCUGGAAAAAGUUACGCAGUAGUGAAAAGGCUAAGAAGGUUUUCACAAAUGUCAUGUUUGAAGCUGGACCAAAGCAACCAACCUGAGAUCAAUCACUCCGAGGUUCUGGGAAGUUUGUGAUUAUGUUCUAGCUCUACCCCUGCUCACAUGUUCAAGCAAUUUUUUAAAGUAAUUUUUAAAAAAUUUUCCUCAUAAAUCUGCGCAGUGUGAAAUCAAUUCGGUCCAAACGAAAGUUAGAAAACAAACUACAGCUCGCAAUUACACAAUAUAGAAUGAGCUAAUGAAUAAGAAAGCUAUUUUAAGUACACAUUACUACGAUAAAUUUGACAAUGAAGGAGCAAUAGAAAAGAAAUCUUUUCUACUGAAUUGACACAAAUCCUGUUUGUUGGAUUUCCUCCUUCAGCUCUGUCACGUUUUAGACUAAUAUCCAAGUAUACACUUUUCUACCUUAUUUACAUGCUGCUGUGAAAUGUGUAAUAAAUGACCUUGGUCAUUCCUCUGACUGUUAUACGGCAAGAACUGAACUUGUACUCCUGAAUUCUGAUUGGUCAAAGCUCUGAGUGUAGUCCAGAUUCACAUUGCAGGUUUAUAUUCUAAUAUGUUAUCAUUUCUAUAUCGUAACAGAACUUUUACAGGAUCUUGUACAGCUCCGUUUUUUAAACAGAUUUUAAAAAGUGUAUGAUUGUUGACAGGGUGAAGUUUUUCACAAGGAGAUGUUUAUUUAACAUUUGUGGAAGGAGUCUCCAGUGUCAGGAAUAAAGCUGUAACUUUGGUUAAAGUUGUCUGACAUCUUCAGAGACAGGUGGGUUUUCUGUAAAAUGACAAUGUGUAUUUUUGGUCUUGAUUAAAUUCAUGAGAGAGGGGGAAAAAAGAGGCUGGUGAUGGAACGAGUGUUUAUAGCUGCUCUAACGUAAGGUGAGAACAGGAACUAACUUGUUUCAGGAUCGUUCCACAACAUUAAAUGGAGCAAAAAGUGGAUAAACAAGUAGGAUGUCAUUAUUUAAAUUAAAGUUGGGGUAUAAGCGGAAUGAAACACUUCAGGAUGUGCUGUUAGAGGAAAAUAAUUUUCAAUGUGGGAACAGUAGUUCCACGUCUUCACACCAGCCCAUCACUGAUUAUUUUUCUGUAACUGGAUGGCUGUUUUAUUCCUUACAUAAAUUAUCAUUUAAGCCUCGGUCACAACCGGACGUACGAUUUUUUGGCCGUGCGAUUUUUGGCGUUUCCCAAAUCGCUGCGUUUUUUUUUUUUGUUCGUGGUGAACGUAGUUGUGGCCAUGAAGGAGUAAGAUCACCGCGCACCCAACGUACAACCCGAAAGUCGAACGUGUGUACCACGCACGAAAUCUGAGGCUGCUCGGACGUACGGCUGUCGCUUCAUUCGUACAGCCAACGCACCUUCAAACGUGCACUAAUCAUACUGACCGUGCGUUCCAUGCAGGCUUCGUAUGAAGGUUGCAAGAACUGCGCACGAUCUGUACGUUGUGCGUACCAACGGCGUUCGUUUGUCGCACUGCGGCGAUUGGAGAGGGGUAUAUAUAUUUCGGCUAGCCUGGGCCCGCCCAUCCUAAGCGUGACGCAACACGAGGGCCUGUUCCGAGCUUAGUCUGGCCAGGCAGGCUAUCUACAGCAUUUCCAAGCUCCCGAAAAAUCGGGAACCAAUCAACUUUGAGCAUCUCCAACGGCCCUGGGUAGAGGCGUGUUCAAGGCAGUGACGUAGUAGAACUGCGACCGGAAGCCAUAUAUUGUUUACAGAAUCUAUGCCGGAAGCGUUUCAUUCACAUCACGAACAUGGAGCAGCGGCAAGCCUUUAACACAGCGGUAGAUGCUGUAUUGAAAGCAUUCAACGGGAAGUUCUCAUUGAAAAUGGAGCAAAGAGCAGCCCUGGAGGUAUUUAUCUUCUUCCUGUUACUCAAGCAGUUUCCGUCGCGUCACAUACGUCAGAGGAAAGAGUGAUGUGAUUGGUUUAAGCUUCGUCACAGCCUUUUCUGGCUUCGACCAGUAGCAAACUGAGGCAUUUCAGGGAGGCGGGUCAACCACGGGCUCUGGGAAACGGUUUGGCUUAAUAGCUUGGCCAGACCAAAUGCUCGGAGAGCUUUGAAGUCGCGUUAGCCAGGCUAUAUUUCGGCAUACUUUGGUUUCUCACUGUGAAAAUGGCAAUCCCUCCGCAAAGACUUCGUCUCAAACUCCUGGCCUGCUGGCCACUGUCGUGGUCUUCAUCCUCCUCCUCACUGCUCCUUGUCUUCUCUCUCUCCUCCCUCUCUGCUGCCGUCUCUCUCUCCUCUGUCUCCGACACCUUUUCUAUCCUCCUCUUCCCUUUUGCCUUCGGCAUAUUGAAUUGAAGCGAUGCAAUGCAAUGAAAUGAAAUUAAAUGAAAUUGGGUUUUCUCUCAAUCAAAGCCUACAUGUACAAAUGGCCGUAGGCACCCCUGCAGCUUUAUAUACCCGAGUUUUCAUGCGAUUGAUGCCCUCUCGCCGUACGGCCAAUGCACGGCCGACUUACUUGACACGCAUGGAUGACGUACGAAAUAUCUGAACGUGCGUUGGCCGCACUAAUUACGUAUGUGGGGUGCGUGACACACAUACGGAGUCCGCAAGUGCGACGUAUGAAAAAAAUUGACAUUUUGCCCAAACCUGACACCAGCAAAUCGUACGAAAGACGCACGUCGGCCGUACGGAAGACACACGAGGCCGUAAGUUUGUCUUGCAACCUGAAAAAAACGUAAGCGCCCGUAGAGUUUGUUUGACAUGACAAAGAACCUCUGCGGCCAGUCUACGGCUCGAAAAUCAGCACGUCACACGCGCGCCCUCCGUGCGUUUCUUUGUGUUUUUUGCACGUAGACCGGCCGUAGGAGCACGUACGGCCGGUUGUGACCGAGGCAUUACAUGGUGUCUUGAUGUCUUAAGUAUUUAAUGAACUUCAGAAAAUCUUUCAGUGACUUCAGUGAAAAGGGUUUGGGUUGUAAAAAUAAAUUAAAAAUAAAAUAGCACCACUUGUACAGAUCCCAUCUGUUCAUUUCAGUGUUCUUGAGUAGUUUCUAUUCCUUGUGCAGGUUUUGAUUAAGAGUAUACAACAAAAGAAACUGCAGUCCUCAGGACACUCCUGGUUGUCAGUACUUUUGUAGGAAUUAUUUAAAAUGGACUCAUUUGUAAGGAGUCAUUAUGUAAAUUCACUUCACAGUGAGAGCAGAUUGAUAAUUUGUCAAAAUAGAGUGUAUUAAUCCACAUUGGGGCAAUUAUAAAUGGUGGAACAUGGCUGCCUGCCCAACUCGAAAGAUCCCUCACUGCUGUGUUAUCAGCAUGGUUUAAUUAAUCAAGGCUCCUCAUCAGGGCCGCUUUGUGGUUAGAGUAAAAGAUUUCACACACCCCAUGGCUUGUGCAUCUAUCUGUGACAGCACGGAGUGGCACAAUGCGGGAUGGUUUUUAUUAAACUGCACAACUAGAGCUAAGUACUGUUCUAGGAAAUUAAUCAGCGGUGAGGCAGAGUCACUGCUACCACCAGGAUGGCGAAUAUUUUCUUGCGCUGACACUAAACGUCUUUUUUUAUUUACCAGAGAUUAUAGAAAUGAUAACCACUCAACACUUUCUGACCCAUCAGAAUUGUCAUAUUGUCAUGGAUAGAAUAUUAAAUAAACUUUGGUCUUCUAUUUUAAGGUUGCCUUUUUAUGUUGGCCAACCUCCCAUAAUUCUGAAUAUAUGAUCAAGGUAUUACAAGACAAAGGCAUUUCCUGCUUCACAUCUGCGAUCGAGCUCUGAACUGAAGUCACGUUUCAAUCCCUAUAGGACAUCUCAGUGAGAAACUGUUCAAUUAAAUGUCUGUCUGUCACCUUGCUGCACCCCAGCACUGAUUAAAGAUGCUAUCUGUAACCUGUAGACAUCUGAUCAAAGUCAGAUUGCAUGGAAUGUUCUCCUUCAUGUCGCAAAAUAAAACACACACUCCCCUUUAACCAACAAGUAUAUCUUUCACUCCAUAUGUGACCUUCACUCCAUUUCUCUAGCUCUAUCACAACAUACAAGAAGAAGAAUCAAAAUCAUGUUGUGCAAGUAUUUCCUCCAUCGCAUAUAGACUCAAUAAAGCCUGGAUUUCAUUAUCA